AUGACCGAGAAGGACAGAGAGAAUUUUGAUGGCCUUGCGCUGGAUGCCUUGGAUGACGCCUGCACUUUGGCUUCAGUGUGCCUAGAAGGGCGUCCUUCUGCCGAAAUCAAGAACGAUGUGACGGAGUGGUGGGACAAUGUGGGUGCUGACCUGCUGUUGGGUCCUCGUGACAUGAAUGAGGAUGAGGAGAGCGAUGGAGAAGAUGUUGAAGAUGGCCCUGAGCCUGUUGCGAAUGAGAAAGAUCCGGACACCGUGAGUGAAUCCUUUCAAAUGGUUGAGACAGACAUGCACCUCACCCGUGCCCUCAUCAAAGCCAACGGCGAUUUGGAGCAUGCAACUGACGCCGUUGAGGUUCCAGACUCAGAGCUUCCCCCAGGCCCAGCAGGUGAUUCAGAUUCGGAAGUAGAUGAGCCUAUGCAGAAGGAAUCUAGAGUUGAUGCAGAGGUUACAACUCUGAGACACAUCCUUCAGAAGAGUGGCUUCUCUACCUUCAUGCCUCCCGCAAAGGAUUCUGAACAGAACGUCUUCAAGCGCGUGAGCAAGCUGAGGCCUUACCUGCAUGCGUUUGCGUGCAUGGUCCGGGUUGAGGAGAAAAUCCUCAGCAAGGCCAAGGUAAUUGGGAAGUUGAAGCCUAUGCCUCCUCAGCAGCAGUACGAACAUGACUUAGCCAACGCACGUGCAGAGUUUCACUGCAGUGCAUCUCGGCAAUCCCGCCACAGCUUGUGGUGUGAUUUCAGCAGCAGGGUGAUUCAGGCAGCCAAGACGGCAGAGGAGCAAGACGAAGAUGGAUUGCCUCACCCAGUGAAAGAGAUUAAGUACCUGAUGCCAAGUAGCAGCAAAAAUGAAGCAGGCCACAGACAGUGCCAGAUUGUGGUUAUCAGACCUUCCCUGGCAGCAGGCAUGGUGACUCAUGCAUUUCGAGGCGGCAAAUCCCAGAAAUCAAGUUCCAAGCAAUUCUUGUGGGGCGACGGCGCUUUGCCCAUUGCAAAUUGCACGACAGUGCACUGCAAGUUGCUGGUGCCACAGGAGACUGCUGACAAGGGUUGGGAGCUGUGCGUAGCCAGUGCCCUGACACCCACCAUGUGCCUGGAUCCACACAGCGGAGCUUUGUUGAUGGAAGUGUCGCCUGGGUUUUUCAAGACCAAGUACGGACCAGACUACGUCCGUGUCUUGAUUUCCCACGAGGCUAUCAGGGCUGUCUCCCGUGUGAUGAAAGCGAACUUGGCCUUUGAUAGCAGCAAGAAGGCUCAGGCACAGACCAACACCAAAACAUAUUUUGGUGAAGAGGAUUUCACCAGGAGCAGCUCAGGACUCAAGAACAUUGUGAAAGUCUUGAACCAGAUGAAAGAAGAUUACACCACCCAUUGCGGGUCCUUGUUUGGCAAGAACGGCUUCCUCAAGCUUCGCAGUGACAUCACAGAGGUCACAUGGGAGCAAAUUCAGGCUCGCAUUGGCUCAUAUUUUCGCCGCUACGUCAAGGGCCAUGAUCACUGGAAGAAGUUGACUCCAGAAUAUCAGGCCGCUGGAGUGGAGGUCUUUGAGGAUCCUCCAUUAGUCCAGAGCUCGUUGGACACCGACCACAGACGCACGAGCCGCGCGUUCGAGAACGCGGUGGCGUUGCAAAACUUGUUCUCCCAACGUUUGACGCCCUGCUGCACCGGGUGUUUGACCCCGCUGGGCAGCUUCGAAGAGCACCUGCAGCAGAUCCUCCGCAACGCCCAGCCGUUCGAGCGCGAGGAGGCGCAAACGUGCACGCUGCUUUCUUCAACGAGUGCCCUGGCAGCGGAUCAGCUGGCGUGGAUUUGGUGCCGGAAGUGGCCGGCAGGAGGCUCGCUCCGCGGCCCCGCGGGGGCACCGUGCAGCCGGUCCUCGGCCGGUCCGAUGCCCAACGGCGGAGGUUUCGAUUGGAUCAACCCCCCACGCCCCGAGGCCUUCAUGGAGGCUUGA
Molecule: messenger RNA, 1947 nt
Organism: Durusdinium trenchii
Lineage: Eukaryota; Dinophyceae; Suessiales; Symbiodiniaceae
Source: the annotation of a GenBank genome assembly